Messenger RNA from Ictidomys tridecemlineatus (thirteen-lined ground squirrel), 2632 nucleotides. The record is from RefSeq and is a predicted model, not a curated record. Lineage: Eukaryota; Metazoa; Chordata; Mammalia; Rodentia; Sciuridae.
CCCCGCGCUCCCCUCCCGGCCCGCCGCCCGCCGGCUGCCCCGGACCCUGGCGUCUGGCUUCUACCCGCCAGGCCCCCGCGUCACGGACUCGCGAUGGCCAAGCGCAGCUCGCUGUCCAUCCGCAUCGUGGAGGGGAAGAACCUGCCCGCCAAGGACAUCAACGGCAGCAGCGACCCCUAUUGCAUCGUCAAGGUGGACAAUGAGCCCAUCAUCAGGACAGCCACUGUGUGGAAGACCCUGUGCCCCUUCUGGGGCGAGGAGUAUCAAGUGCACUUGCCGCCCACCUUCCACGCCGUGGCCUUCUACGUCCUGGACGAGGACGCACUCAGCCGGGACGACGUCAUCGGCAAGGUCUGCUUCACCAGGGACACCCUGGCCUCCCUCCCGAAGGGUUUCACCGGGUGGGCCCACCUGACCGAGGUCGACCCUGACGAGGAGGUGCAGGGCGAGAUCCACCUGCGGCUGGAGGUGGUGCCAGGGACCCCAGCCCGUCGGCUGCGCUGCUCUGUGCUGGAGGCCAGGGACCUAGCCCCAAAGGACAGGAAUGGCGCAUCUGACCCUUUUGUCCGAGUGCACUACAACGGCCGGACACAGGAGACCUCGGUUGUGAAGAAAUCCUGCUACCCUCGAUGGAACGAGACAUUUGAAUUUGAGCUGGAGGAGGGGGCUGCGGAGGCUCUGUGCAUUGAGGCCUGGGACUGGGACCUCGUCAGCCGAAAUGACUUCCUGGGCAAGGUGGUGGUCAACGUGCAGAGGCUGUAUGCAGCCCAGCAAGAGGAGGGCUGGUUCCGGCUGCAGCCCGACCAGUCUAAGAGCCAGCGAGGCGGGUUGCAGGGCCCAGGACAGUUGAUCCCCAUCAUUGAGGAGACAACAAGCACAGACCGUCGCCAGGAGGUGGCCACCAACCUGCUCAAGCUCUUCCUGGGGCAGGGGCUGGCCAAGGACUUUCUGGACCUGCUCUUCCAGCUAGAGCUGGGGCGAACCAGUGAGGCCAACACGCUGUUCCGAAGCAACUCUCUGGCCUCAAAGUCCAUGGAAUCUUUCCUGAAGGUGGCAGGGAUGCGGUAUCUGCACGGCGUCCUGGGCCCCAUCAUUGACAGAGUGUUUGAAGAGAAGAAGUACGUGGAGCUGGACCCCAGCAAAGUGGAAGUUAAGGAUGUAGGGUGCUCAGGGCUUCACCGCCCCCAGACCGAGGCAGAGGUGCUGGAGCAGAGCGCACAGACGCUGCGCGCCCACCUAGGGGCGCUGCUGAGCGCGCUCUGCCGCUCGGUUCGUGCCUGUCCCGCGGUGAUCCGCGCCACCUUCCGCCAGCUCUUCCGGCGCGUGCGCGAGCGCUUUCCCAGCGCCCAGUACGAGGCCCCGCCCAUGGUGGCUGGUAUCUCGUAGCACCGCCUGCCGCUGCUCUGCCCCCGCCCCGCCCGUGGCCCCGCCCACAGCCUCGUGUUCAUGUUUGCUCCGCCCUACUCCCCGGCUGCAGAGCUGGACCUGCAGCGAACCCUGAGUUUGCAGGCACCGCCUGUGAAGGAGGGGACGCUCUUCAUCCACAGGACCAAGGGCAAGGGCCCCCUCACGUCCUCCUCCUUCAAGAAACUCCACUUCUCCCUCACCACCGAAGCCCUCAGCUUCUCCAAGACGCCCAGCUCCAAGAAGAGCACCCUCAUCAAGCUCGCCAACAUCCGGGCAGCCGAGAAGGUGGAGGAGAAGAGCUUUAGCAGCUCACACGUCAUGCAGGUCAUCUACACGGACGAGGCCGGCCGGCCUCAGACUGCCUACCUGCAGUGCAAGUGUGUGAACGAGCUGAACCAGUGGCUGUCUGCGCUGCGGAAGGUGAGCGUCAACAACAGUGGCCUGCUGGGAACCUACCACCCCGGCGUCUUCCGCGGGGACAAGUGGAGCUGCUGCCACCAGAAGGACAAGACAGGUCGGGGCUGUGAUAAAACCCGGUCACGAGUGACCCUGCAGGAGUGGAAUGACCCUCUCGACCACGACCUGGAGGCCCAGCUCGUCUACCGGCACCUGCUGGGUGUGGAGGCCGUGCUGCGGGAGAAGCACCGGGAGCUGAGUGGGGACACAGAGGCAGAUGCUGUGCCCGCGGGCUCUGGUGAAGCCCCCACAGACCCGCUGGGCCAGCUGCUCCAGGUGCUGCAGGACCUCCGGGAGGCCCACAGCGCCAGCCCACCCGGGCCGCCCCCUUCAGAGCCCAGCCGCCUCCUGGAGCUGCAGACGUGAGGCCUGCGUGGAGCCCCCCACCUGCCAGGCGCUUGGAAACGACGCUGUGCUCUGGGCUCUGUGUCCAGCCAUCCCCACUGGGGGCCAGCCUGGUCCCCCUCGGUGGGUCUCUGGCCCUUCAUGGUUGACCUGAAGUCUGGGGGACUUGGGUGGCUCCUGGGAGGCCCGGCCAUUCCCUAUGCCCUCUGCAGCGCAGAUUCUCCAGGGACCCUCCUGUCCUGCCUAGGACAGACACAGCCAGGACAGCCCUGGGGGAUCCAGGCCCAGAAGAUCAGGCCGCCUCAUGCCCUCCCAUGCCCCCUCGCUUAUGGCCACGACCCUGCGCCCCCCCCCCCUGCUGCCUGGCCCCUGAGCAGGGCACCAGGUACCCUACAGCCAACAAUAAACUGCUGUGACUGCCGGA